AAGCAACCGGCAUUUGACAAUCCACUACUCAAAGAUCAUAAAAUACAGAUGAAUCCAAACUCGAUUCCAGGAGGGAUAACCAAUAAAACUAUUUCGUCAUCCUCUAUCUGUGGGCUUCAGUGGGAAGAAUGUCCUUCAGGAACAGUACCUAUUCGAAGAACGACCAGAACAGACCUAGUUAAUGCUGAACUUUUACUGAAGAAGACUAAGCAAGUUCAUGCGAAAAAAUUGGGUCUCGAUAUCGUCUAUGCUGAAGAAGUCAUCCAAGAUAAAAGAUAUUUCGGAGGCGCAACUUCUAUGUCUAUACACAACCUUACAGUAGAUCUUGACCAGACCAGUACUUCGCAGAUUUGGAUUACGAAUGGACCUCCAGAACAAGUAAAUAGUGUUGAAGUUGGGAUAAUGAGAAGCCCUUUGGUAUUUGGUGAUCGUUACGGUCGACUAUUUGGUUCUUGGACUUCUUAUAAUGGAGCCCAAAGGAUAGGUUGCUUCAAUAUGAUGUGCCCUGGCUUCGUUCAAAUUAGUUCUGCCGUGUUGUUUGGUCAUGAGUUUACGCAGUCAUCAAUAUAUGGGCAGAUAUCAUAUGAUGUGCAUCUUAUGAUAUCCCGGUCCCAAAUCACUGGUAACUGGUGGUUAAGCAUGGGUCCGUCUGCUGAAUCAAGUGAACAAGUAGGAUAUUGGCCGAGUGAACUCUUUACACAAUUGAAAAACAGUGCAUCAUCCGUAAAAUAUGGAGGGUAUGCAGUUGCAUUAUCUCAAGAAUCAACUCCACCGAUGGGAAAUGGAUAUUUACCUCAGCUUGACGACUAUAAAAAGACGGCUUUCAUGUCGAAAAUGCAAUUUGUAAAUGAGACAGGUGGCCUUGUUCACCUAAACCCACAGUCGAUGCAAACCAAGAGAGGUCGCUACCACAAUGCUACGAUAUCAAGAUAGCUGGUCAGUUGGGAGAGGGUUGGUUUACAACUAUGGUGUA
Molecule: messenger RNA, 973 nt
Organism: Papaver somniferum (opium poppy)
Lineage: Eukaryota; Viridiplantae; Streptophyta; Magnoliopsida; Ranunculales; Papaveraceae
Exons: 6
Coding region: 49-933 (294 amino acids)
Source: RefSeq, a predicted model, not a curated record